Aspergillus terreus NIH2624 is the source of this 2064-nucleotide messenger RNA. RefSeq lists its product as uncharacterized. The record is from RefSeq and is a predicted model, not a curated record. Bases 1 to 2064 code for a protein of 687 amino acids. Lineage: Eukaryota; Fungi; Ascomycota; Eurotiomycetes; Eurotiales; Aspergillaceae. The transcript has 3 exons.
AUGGACGCAGCAGUAAGAGACGGAAGAUCGGUACACUCUCCAAAUCUAGGUCCCAGGUCAUCCUUAAGUCGCGACGGUUCUCAGCGUGAAACCCAAGAAUCGCGACCCCUCCAGAAUGGCACCAAGUCGGCUACCCCAGCGGUUUCUCCAGGAAGAUUAAUACGCGGGCCGUCUCCUUCGCAAACCGAUCAGAAUGGACCCCAAUUGCCGUCGCAAACCCCCACUAGCACUGGUUCCGCGUUGCCAGAUGAUACAGUACAACAACGAUCGAUUGGAGAGAAGGCUUCGGAUACAAACAACGCGAACAAACCGAACAGUGCCAAUCCGCAGACAGGGGACGGGGGCAAGCGCAAAGGACGAGGAUUAAGCGCAGACAAGACGUCUCCUUCGGGGGCUGUCGCACGCGCAAAAUCUGCCGGAGAGACCAUUCAAGAACCUCAGUCACAACCGAUAUCACCAGAAAUCCCACUCCCGUCAACGUCUGGAUUAACAUCCCCUGGUUCUGCGAAAGAGUCAGGCCAAAGACAAACUGGUCCAGCGAAACGAAAGACCAAUGAUCGGAAAUCGCUGGAACAGAGGGAGGCUACAAACCAACGAACGAAGAAUAACAAGAAGCCAUCGGUGGAAUAUGUUGUCGAUAAUGAGAAGACGAACGGCAUACCCGAAGGUGAUGUCGCAGGCACUGAGGACCGUACCCUACCCCAGAAACAGAAGGCGAACAAACCAGACAAGCGCGCUGGACGCGCCGGAAGGAAGCCUUCUCUGGCAACUGAACCGGUAGAAGAGACAUCACCGCCUGUCGGCAAGGGCAAGAGAAAGCGGGGAGAAGUGGAACAGACACAGACGCAAGAGGACGAAGAACAGGAACCUGAGCAUGGAUCGCAGCCAACUACCAGGGGUAAGCGGAAGCAGAAGCAAUCAGAACCAGCCCAGGAGGAGCAGGAAUUAGUAUCACAGCCCACAGGUAAAGGAAAGAGGAAGCGAAAAGAAGUGGAACAACAGCAAGAAGAAGAACCGGAACCGGAGGCCCCACGAUCCAGGGCUAAAGGGAAGAGGAGGCAACAAGCGGAACAGGAGCAAGAGCCCGAACCGCAGCCUGUCAGCAAAGGUAAGAAGAAGCAGAGACAAGCUCCAGAACCGGAGCCAGAACAGGAGGAGCCCGAGCAAGAUAACGACGUGGAGCCGUCUCCAGCUUCUCAGCGCCGUCACGGUGGUCCAUCGAAGUCAAAGAAUGAUCGGAGAACGCAGCCUGAAGAGCGUGAGCCUGGGAAUGAAGGCGAGGGCGAGGGCACGGUGCGGACCACCAGAAAGCCCCGACAACCUCGCGGAGAAACAGUCCCGGUUACAGUACACCGUCUUGUCAAUGUCGGCUCCCUCACCGGAGCUCCCCAAGCCGAAGACUCUUCUGACGGGGAGGAAUCUGCCGACGAGCUCGCAACGACGCAGAGUGCCAAGCUACCGAACCGGGGCGGCGUGAACGCGGCAGACGUGUUGGGUCAAAUCUGCCGCGAAACCUUGGAGAAGACCCUAACUACCUUGAAGAACGGGAUCACAAACGAGACGAAUGCCGCGCGACGCGCCGAGUGGACGCGCAAGAAGAAAGCCGUGGAAGCAUUUGGCACGGAACUCGAGGGCCGUCUUUUCGAGCUGAGCGAGAUGCUCGACAGCAAUUUCGUGCUGGGCGUCAAGCUAAAGAAGGCCAAGCGCGAGAUGAUGGACAUGCGCAGCCGGCUGUAUCAGAUCCGGAAAGAGAGAGAAGCAGUUGCACUGCAGAUGGACGCAGUGCGUCGAAAACACUCUGAGGAAGAAAACACCCGAAUGGCCCGCACUACCAUCAACAACUCCCUCCACAGUCUGGACCUGGCCUUGGAGCGCAGCCAGAAGCCGGAUGACAACGCUUCGCACGAUCCUUCUCCCACCGCAGGGCUGGAGUUUAUGCUCCGCAGCGUGGCGGAGACUGUCAGUUCCAGGGCACCUGGAGCGCAGGGUGGCCUCCUCAACCAGAUCAAGUCGUUUAACGCGCAACUGGAGGCCGCUGCGCGAAGACUUGAGAGUAGUUCGUGA